Caenorhabditis remanei is the source of this 738-nucleotide messenger RNA. RefSeq lists its product as uncharacterized. The coding region runs from base 1 to 738 and encodes 245 amino acids. Gene Ontology annotation, molecular function: carbonyl reductase (NADPH) activity. The record is from RefSeq and is a predicted model, not a curated record. Lineage: Eukaryota; Metazoa; Nematoda; Chromadorea; Rhabditida; Rhabditidae. The transcript has 5 exons.
AUGUCUGACAAUUGUCACCACCUUGAAGGAAAAGUAGCAAUCGUGACUGCAGCGACAAAAGGUAUUGGUCUUGCUAUUGCUGAAAGGCUGUUGGCUGAAGGAGCUUCGGUUGUGAUUGGAAAAAAAGAAUCUAACAAAGUUGCUGGAAUCGCUGGACACAUUGAGAAUACUGACGAUCAACAGAAGCUCGUUCACUUUACCCUCCAAAAGUUUGGAAAGAUCAAUGUUCUUGUGAACAAUCAUGGCAUCAACCUACGGUUCGGUCACAUUUUGAAAGUGUCUGAUCAAGUUUGGGAUAAAUUAUUCGAAGUGAAUGUGAAGGCUGGAUUUCAAAUGACAAAGCUAGUGGCUCCUCAUAUUGCAAAAGAAGGUGGAGGCUCGAUUGUCUUUAAUUCAUCUUUAUCUGCAUACAAGAGUCAAGCUGGGAUCGCUGCCUACGGUAUCACAAAGACAGCUCUUAUCGGGCUUACAAGAGCUUUGGCUAUGGGAUUGGCCAAAGAUAACAUCAGAGUUAAUGGAAUCGCUCCUGGACUUAUCAAAACUGAAAUGAGUCGACCGUACUGGGAAGGUGGUGAAGAAAUGGAGAAAGGGCUGAUAGAAUCUCAAGAUAUUGCACUCGGAAGACUGGGAGUACCAGAGGAUUGUGCUGGAACAGUUGCCUACUUGGCAUCUGAAGACUCGUCGUAUAUCACUGGCGAGACGAUCAUUAUUACCGGAGGUGUUCAGGCUCGUCUCUAG